Messenger RNA from Astrephomene gubernaculifera, 993 nucleotides. The record is from the annotation of a GenBank genome assembly. Lineage: Eukaryota; Viridiplantae; Chlorophyta; Chlorophyceae; Chlamydomonadales; Astrephomenaceae.
AUGCGCUAGAGGUCGCGAGGAGCGAGCCAGGGGCGUUUGUGCUGUCGGCGUUGCAGGACUCCUUGUUGUCUGCCUGGUCCUCCCGUCUGGAGCUGCCCAGCGAGGCUGUACGGCAGCUGCUGGAGGCGCAACCCGCACUUCUGGAAUUAACCGCCACAACCGUCAAGGCCCGUCUCGAGUCCCUAGCGGCGCUGCUGGGGGUGCCGCUGCCGCUGGCCAUGCAGCUGGUUCUCAAGCACCCGGCGCUGGUGGCGGUGCCGCCCAACGCAACCAUCACCCGAGCCAAGAACGUGGCGACAGCGCUGCGGGUGUCAAUGCAGACCUCCGCCUCCCUGAUUGCCAAGGAGCCAGCGCUGCUGGGUGUGCUGGCGCACUGCGGCGCGGAGGCGCGUGCGUGCGGGCUGGCGGACGCGGCUGGCGAGGUGGCGGCCGCGUACGAGUACUGGACCCUGGAGUGGCUGCAGCGGCAGCUGAGGGAGGCACGGCCGGCCAGGAACACCAGCUUUGCGGGGCUGGACCGGCAGUAGGAGGCUGCCAGGAUUGGAAUGCAGGAUUGGGGCGGCGUAAAGAAGAGGAAACAACUAACUGAUCGUGUGAAAAGGCGUCAUCAUGGUUUGCAACAUGUGAGCCAGUUUGACCCGUCCCUGGUUGGGGCGGGAUGGGGCUUGGUGGGUGGGAUGGCGGGCACAGCAGGCUGCAGCCGCAGUGUGUUCAGGCAAGGUCUUGCGCUAUGUGACGGCAACGACGGCGACGGCAGAUUGACGCAAUUCUGGAGGGCAUGGUGAGCUUGGUGUCGAGAGGCGGCCCCAGUCCUUGGCUUGGGUGUGCCAUAGUAACGCGGAUGGUUUUACAAAUGAACUACUAUGAAUAUUGGGGACUGUAAACCUGAUGUGGACUUGUUUUAAGGAGUGUUUGGCCCUCCCACCGCGAGGAAAAAGGGGUAGCCUCCUUGCUGAGAAAGAGGAAAGCUUGAGAACCACUGGAGUGCACGGG